Molecule: messenger RNA, 4597 nt
Organism: Balaenoptera acutorostrata (minke whale)
Lineage: Eukaryota; Metazoa; Chordata; Mammalia; Artiodactyla; Balaenopteridae
Gene: MFN1
Product: mitofusin 1
Exons: 19
Coding region: 250-2478 (742 amino acids)
Biological process (GO): mitochondrion localization; mitochondrial fusion
Cellular component (GO): mitochondrial outer membrane
Molecular function (GO): GTP binding; GTPase activity
Source: RefSeq, a predicted model, not a curated record
GCUACUCCUCCCGCCGCCUUCCACUCUCCCAGCCUUUCUUGGGAGAAUGAGGCGGCUUGAGCGCUGUGGCUGAGGUGCGGUUGCUGGGUGACAAGUCGGAGCCGGGACAGGGAGAAGCUGCCACCAAAACUUAUUUUUCUUAACUUACACUCCUUGAAGUUCUUGGUACUUUGGCUGGAAACGUUAAUACUCGCUUUAAGGCUUGCCUCCUUAUUUGUUGCGAUGAGAACUACUUCUUUCUAAACCAUAAUGGCAGAAACUGCUUCUCCACUGAAGCACUUUGUGCUGGCUAAGAAGACAAUUACAGCAAUCUUUGACCAGUUACUGGAGUUUGUUACUGAAGGAUCACAUUUUGUUGAAGCAACAUACAAGAAUCCAGAACUUGACCGAGUAGCUACUGAGGAUGAUCUGAUAGAAAUACAGAGGUAUAAAAAUAAGCUUUCCAUCAUUGGUGAGGUGUUGUCUCGGAGACACAUGAAAGUGGCAUUUUUUGGCAGGACAAGCAGUGGGAAGAGCUCUGUUAUCAAUGCCAUGUUGUGGGAUAAAGUCCUCCCUAGUGGAAUUGGCCAUACAACCAAUUGCUUCCUGAGUGUUGAAGGAACAGAUGGAGAUAAAGCCUAUCUCAUGACAGAAGGGUCAGAUGAAAAAAAGAAUGUGAAGACAGUUAAUCAGCUGGCCCAUGCCCUUCACAUGGACAAAGACUUGAAAGCUGGCUGUCUUGUACAUGUGUUUUGGCCAAAGGCAAAAUGUGCCCUCUUGAGAGAUGACCUGGUUUUAGUGGAUAGUCCAGGUACAGAUGUCACUACAGAGCUGGAUAGCUGGAUUGAUAAGUUUUGCUUAGAUGCUGAUGUCUUCGUUUUGGUUGCAAACUCUGAAUCAACUCUAAUGAAUACGGAAAAACAGUUUUUUCACAAGGUAAAUGAGCGACUUUCCAAGCCUAAUAUUUUUAUUCUGAAUAAUCGUUGGGAUGCCUCUGCAUCAGAGCCAGAAUAUAUGGAAGAUGUACGCAGACAGCACAUGGAAAGAUGCCUACAUUUCUUGGUGGAGGAGCUCAAAGUUGUGGAUCCUUUAGAAGCACGGAGUCGUAUCUUUUUUGUUUCUGCAAAGGAAGUUCUUAGUGCUAGAAAGCACAAAGCCCAGGGGAUGCCAGAAGGUGGUGGGGCACUUGCAGAAGGAUUUCAGGCAAGAUUGCAGGAGUUUCAGAAUUUUGAACAAAUCUUUGAGGAGUGUAUCUCGCAGUCAGCAGUGAAAACAAAGUUUGAACAGCACACUAUCAGAGCUAAACAGAUACUAGAAACUGUGAAAGACAUAAUGGAUUCAAUAAACGUGGCAGCAGCAGAGAAAAGGGUUUAUUCAAUAGAAGAGAGGGAAGACCAAAUUGAUAGACUGGACUUUAUCCGAAACCAGAUGAACCUUUUAACACUGGAUGUUAAGAAAAAAAUCAGGGAGGUUACAGAGGAGGUUGCAAAUAAGGUUUCAUGUGCAAUGACAGAUGAAAUUUGUCGACUCUCUGUUUUGGUUGAUGAAUUUUGCUCUGAGUUUCAUCCUACUCCAAGUGUAUUGAAAGUAUAUAAAAAUGAGUUAAAUAAGCACAUAGAAGAUGGAAUGGGAAGAAAUUUGGCUGAUCGGUGCACUAAUGAAGUCAAUGCUUCAAUGCUUCAAUCCCAGCAAGAAAUUAUUGAAAAUUUGAAGCCAUUACUUCCAGCUGGUAUACAGAAUAAACUACAUACACUGAUUCCUUGCAAGAAAUUUGAUCUCAGCUAUGACCUAAAUUGCCACAAGUUAUGUUCAGAUUUUCAAGAGGAUAUUGUAUUUCAUUUUUCCUUGGGCUGGUGCUCCCUUGUCCAUCGUUUCUUGGGUCCUACAAAUGCUCAGCGGGUGCUUCUAGGAUUAUCAGACCCUAUCUUUCAGCUUCCCAGAUCUUUAGCUUCUACUCCCACUGCUCCUACCAAUCCAGCAACACCAGAUAAUGCGUCACAGGAAGAACUCAUGGUUACCUUAAUAACAGCAUUAGCUUCUCUUACGUCUCGAACUUCUAUGGGCAUCAUUGUUGUUGGAGGAGUGAUUUGGAAAACUGUAGGCUGGAAACUCAUAUCUGUUUCAUUAAGUAUGUACGGAGCUUUGUAUCUUUAUGAAAGGCUGACUUGGACCACCCGUGCCAAGGAGAGAGCCUUUAAACAGCAAUUUGUGAAUUAUGCAACUGAAAAACUGCAACUGAUUGUUAGCUUCACGAGCGCCAACUGCAGCCAUCAAGUACAACAGGAAAUGGCAACCACUUUUGCUCGCCUGUGCCAACAAGUUGAUAUUACACAAAGACAUCUAGAAGAGGAAAUUGCCAGAUUAUCCAAAGAGAUAGAUCAACUGGAGAAAAUACAGAACAAUUCAAAGCGCUUAAGAAAUAAAGCUGUUCAACUUGAAAAUGAGCUGGAGAAUUUUACUAAGCAGUUUCUACAUUCAAGCAAUGAAGAAGAAUCUUAACAAUAGAGAUUGCUUUGGUGAUCAUGAUAGGAGAAGAUGGAACUUGGAAGAUUGGGGCAGUUAUUUUUAUGAAGUGACUUUAAAUAUGAAUUAUACUAACUAUACCUAAAUAGCAAAUCCUUGAGUAGAUCCUGGUAUUGAUCUAUCUCAGGGUGUGUGCAUUUUUGAAAAGUGUUGUGAUGUCUCUUUAGUUUUAAUUUUGGGUAAAGAAAAAUCCUUUGAUAUGUGAAAAUGAUGAAUUAGUUUAAAGCAAAAGAACCAACUCUCUGACCCCUGAGGGGUGGGGCCUUGCUCUUAAUUAGGGCUCUCUUUGUUUUUGAUUCUGAAAAACUCUGCUUCCUGGCAUCCAGGAGUUAGAGAAUGCUCCUUUCAUCUUCUUUCUCAAAACGAAUUUUUGAUGCCUAUUUCAAUGGGAAUAGUCACAUUUUUGUUUUAUAAACUGCAUUGCUCUAACCACAAAGGAGUGUGGAAUGUUCUUGAGUGUAUUAUUUAUGCAGGUUACAAUCACUUUUGCCAUCCUGGCAGGUAUGUAAACCACUAAUAAAUAAUGCUGUUUUUACUCCCUCUUUUAUUCCCAUUAAAAUUGAUGUAAAACAGUAUAUAGGUUUGUUAUUAUAGAGUCCUUAUAAAGGUAUUUGGGUCUAAAUAGUUUUCUCAUGUUUCUCAAGAAACACUUCCAGCCUCAACUCUGAUUCCAGUAAGGAAAGCUUUCUAUCUCAGUUUUAAGAGUUAAGUUUGAAGUGAUAAAAAUAGCCAGAGAUAUGGGAGAUCUGAAUUUUGGGUGGCUACAGUCAUGUACAAAUGCUGUUCUUUAUUUGCCAAGGAUACUGCUGGGUUGUCCCCCGGGGUGGCUUUUAAACAUUUAUUUAAUUGUAUGAAUUUGACAGGUCACGGUUAAAAAUUAUUACGUUUUUUACCUUAAUGAAAUGUUUAUGAGUUCAAGUAUUGUUUGUUUCUGUGUUAAAAACUAAUAGACAACUUAUAUGGAAACAUUAAAAAACUGACAUUCUAAGGCUUUGCUACACAAAACGUAGUUUUGAGAACCACCAAAUCAGCAUCACCUAGAUGCUUGUUAGAAAGGCACAAUCCCAGAAGACACAGCACAUUUGGCCAGUAUAGUUUAUGCUGCUUUUCCAUGGGAGGGAUAACAUUUCAUGCUUUUUUCUUUUAAUACUCAGUACUUCUUUUUCUGUGCCUUUAAGGCUCCGGGAUGCUAUUCAGUCUUUUCACAACAGGUGCAACACGGUUUUCCAGGAUAUUUUAAGGAGAAAAUAACAUUAUUUAGGCCAUAGAAGCCUUUCAAAAAUAUUUUUUAUGCGAAUCAGAUAUUAGAAUGCAAUAUUCAAAUCCAAAUAAAUAUUCAUUUAUGGCUAAUAUUAUUGCUUUAUAACCAAAAAAUGAUACAAGCCACCAAGAAGUGGGAUUAGGUUAACAAUUUCAACAUGAAAAACAUGUCUAAGACUGGGUACUGCUAAUUAAGUUUACAAUUUCAAGGCCUUAAUCAUCUUUUUUUUUUUUUUUUUUUGGCCUUAAUCUUUAUACACAAGUACUUGAACUUUUGCAAUAGCAUAGUGGUUUGGUAUCACCUCAUUAGUAUAGUACAGUGCUCCUCACAGUUUAGUCCCUAACAGUAGCACUAGGGAAGUUGUAAGAAUUACAUUCUUGGGUCUCAUCCUAGACCUACUGAAUCAAAUAGUAGGUUUGGGGACCAGUAGUCUGUGGUCUAACAAGCCUUCAAGGUGAUCUGAUGCAUACUGAAGUUUGGGAACUACAGAAUAGUGGUUCUCGUAUAGUAAGUAAGUUUAUACUAAGUUUUUCAUCACUAGUUUGAAUCCAGUUCCGCCUGAUCAAGCUUGAAAAUAUGAGUGUUGGAAAUGGGACACUAAAGUAAUGAAGCCCAGCCUUUAUGCUUAGGGAUAAUAAGUGCACCUAUGACCAAGCCCAUGAAUUAUAAAGAAUUGUAGCUGUUGUCGUUCAAAGUUAUUGCACAUUUACUUGACUGUCUACUAUGUAUGUUUGCAGGAUUAUUUAUAAACUUUGUGUAACCUUCAACUUUUUAAAACUAGAUUUUUUUAUAAGAAGUAUGCAAGGUGAAAAUAAAAUUUGUUUGCCUGAUUGA